AUGCGUGUGUAUACUUACGUCACUUCCUUCAUUGUCGUGACCUUAACACACGCGCAACGGGACGCAUCUCGUUACCUCUACUUCAACACGCCAGGGAGCAGCCUGUCUUCGUCAUUGCCUAUCGGCAAUGGUCGCGUUGCUGCAGCUGCUUACGGCACCACAUUGGAGAGGAUUACAAUCAACGAAAAUUCAGUAUGGAGUGGGCAAUGGCAGGAUCGUGGCAACUCGCAAUCGUUGAACGCACUAUCUUCCAUCCGACAGAAGUUGAUGGAUGGAGAUAUGUCAAGCGCCGGACAACAGACCCUUGAUGCAAUGGCUGGAAACCCACAGAGCCCGAAACAGUACCACCCAACAGUGGAUAUGACCAUUGACUUUGGCCACAGUGGUACCUUGGGCAGCUACACAAGAAUCCUGGACACUCGGCAAGGCACAGCGAUGACCACCUAUAUCCUUGGCGGGGUGAACUAUACCCUCAUGGGAGCAGCGCAUCUGACAAGCUUCAGGCGCGAGUAUGUAGCGAGCUACCCGGCAGGUGUACUUGCUUUUAGGAUGAUGGCAAAUCAAGCCGGGAAGCUGAAUGUGGAUAUUGCGCUCGCAAGGAGCCAGAAUGUAGCUUCGAACGCCGCGUCAUCUUCUGGCAACAUCAAUUCGAUCACGCUGAAGGGGAAUGGUGGCAUUCCGUUCACCGCAGAAGCGAGGGUUGUCAGUGAUACAGGCUCUAUUUCUGUCAACGAAAAGACAAUGUCGGUCAAGGGAGCUACAAUAGUAGACAUAUUUUUCGACGCGGAGACAUCCUAUCGUUAUGGAAGUGCGAGCGCAUGGGAAUUAGAGUUAAAAAACAAACUUGACAACGCGGUCAAAGCUGGCUAUAAUGCCGUGAAGACCGCUGCUGUCAAAGACGCCGAAGGAAUACUGUCGCGCGUCAAUAUUAACCUUGGUUCAUCCGGCUCUGCUGGCACACAGCCCAUCCCUUCUCGCCUCUCAAACUACAAAAAGAACGCCGGCGCUGAUCCUGAAUUGGUUACUCUGUACUUCAAUUACGGUCGCCAUCUGCUUCUUGCAUCUUCACGCGAUACUGGCGAUCGAUCCUUGCCCGCCAAUCUCCAGGGUAUUUGGAAUGACAACUACGACCCUCCAUGGCAAAGUAAGUAUACCGUGAAUAUCAACACCGAGAUGAACUACUGGCACGCCCUUACGACCAACUUGGACGAAACUCACAAGCCGCUAUUCGAUCUCGUAGAUAUGACUCGCGCUCAAGGUAGAGCCAUGGCGAAGAAAAUGUACGGCUGUAACGAUGGAUUUGUUGUACAUCACAACACAGACCUGUGGGGUGAUGCAGCUCCAGUCGACAAGGGUACGCCGUAUACGCAUCUCAUGGAGCACUACCGUUUCACACAGGACAAGAACUUCCUUCAGAACCGCGCCUGGCCAGUGUUGAAGGAUGCCGCGAACUUCUACUACUGCUAUUUGUUCAUGUACAAUGGCAGCUAUGUCACAGGACCGUCGCUGUCGCCCGAGAACACGUUCGUCGUUCCGUCAAACAUGCGAACCGCAGGAAAGACGGAGGGUGUCGAUAUAGCCCCCACAAUGGACAAUGAGCUUCUCUGGGAAUUGUUCAAUAACGUCAUCAGCGCUGGUAAAGCUUUGGGGAUCACGGACAUCACCGUCUCCAAGGCCAAAGAUUACUUGUCCAAGAUUAAGGAACCAAAAAUUGGCUCAAAAGGUCAGCUUCUCGAGUGGCGCAACGAAUACAAGGAAGGCGAGCCGGCGCACCGACAUUUCAGCCAUCUCUUUGGCCUGUUCCCUGGCUCACAGAUGACACCGCUCGUGUCCGAAACGUUGGCGCAGGCUUCUAAGGUCGCACUCGACAAUCGUAUGCGCGCUGGCUCUGGAAGCACAGGGUGGUCGCGCGUGUGGGCCAUGAAUCUCUACGCACGAUUGUUAGACGGUGCAAACGUUUGGUCCAACGCCGUCACGUUUCUGCAGACAUACACACUGGAUAACUUGUGGAACUCCGGCGAGAACAGAUGGUUCCAAAUCGACGGAAACUUUGGCUUUACCUCCGCCAUCGCAGAAAUGUUGUUGCAAAGUCAUUCAGUCGUGCAUAUUUUGCCCGCAUUACCCAAAUCAGCGAUUCCGAAGGGUAGUGUGAAAGGUCUUGUUGCGCGAGGCAAUUUUGUGGUGGAUAUUGAUUGGAGUGGAGGGUCUAUGACGCAAGCCACAGUCACGGCGAGAAGUGGCGGCGAAGUGGCGCUGAGGGUUGAGAAUGGUGCUGCUUUCAAAGUGGACGGAAAGGUGUACACGGGAACCGUUGAAGACGAAUGUGGGAGGGAAGUACACUAUUACAAAGGCCCUGAAGACGGAAAUCAGCAGCUCUGA
Molecule: messenger RNA, 2379 nt
Organism: Parastagonospora nodorum SN15
Lineage: Eukaryota; Fungi; Ascomycota; Dothideomycetes; Pleosporales; Phaeosphaeriaceae
Exons: 4
Coding region: 1-2379 (792 amino acids)
Biological process (GO): carbohydrate metabolic process
Molecular function (GO): alpha-L-fucosidase activity
Source: RefSeq, a predicted model, not a curated record